AUAAAUGGUGGGAAUGGGCUUUAAUACAGAGAUACCACAGAGAGCUCAGUGAGAAUAGUCUUACGAUAAUCUGACACAUUUUGAUCGACAAAUAACAAAGACAAUGAAGGGAUUUUUGAUGUUCAUCUUUUUAUUCUUGGCAGCUAUUCAGUGUAUCAUAGGAGAAGCGAACAGGAUAGAUGUGCGUAAAAAACAUGAAAACGACGCGGCGUCUCACAUCACCACAGGAGUGUGGAAUCAGGAGAAACCAAAGAGACUGUUUUCCAGGACUCGCUAUUUGUCUCAGCAGAGACAUCAUGUGGUGAGAACUAAGCCCAGGCCCGAGGCACCUUCUCCUGUCCAGACUCCAGCACGUCGCUGUGGAGGUCUGAUGGAGAGCUGCUCUUCACUUACUCCGUGCUGCGACCCGUGUGCUUCCUGCCACUGCAGGCUUUUCAAUACAAUCUGUCACUGCUGGAGACUGGGACCCUUCUGCCCUAAGAAGACCUAGCAUUCAACAUUACAUGAUCAACAGUUUUAUAGUAAUUAUAUAUAUCAGUGAAUCUUAACUGGUUUUGCUCUCCUGAGCUUUGUGAUGGUUUAUGCUCUCAGCAAACAAUAAUUAACUGCAAAAUAUAAAUAUUUUCCUUUUUACAGAUGAUUCUGUAUGUAAUCCUUUUUUAACUUUACGCAACUAUAUAGUGUGUUGAAAUAUAUUAUUUGCAUUUAGUAUUGUAUUGUUAUGCCGUCUGAUACUCAGCCCACCAGUUGAGAAACAUUGCUAUGUAUCACACAUGCUGCUGCACUAACAUUUAACAAAGGAAUAAUUGUAUUCUUCCCUGUACAAUGUAUGUGUAACUUUAUAAGCGAGUUAUUCACUUUUUUUUGCUGAAACUGUUGCGACAUGUUUGCCAGUUAUUACAGUGAUCUCCUAUACUGUAGAUCCGUGCUGGCAAAGGCACUUUCAAUUAAUAUUAUUCAAUGCCAGGGGCAUGUAACAUAAUCUAAACUUCCUUAAAGUAUUUAGUCACCUUUGUAUGAGAAAAGUAAUAUUAGGUGCAGUUCAUUUUAAUGUCAUUGUUUUCGGCUGCUUACAUUUCAAUUACUGCACAUUUUCCGUGUUUUUUUUAAUCGCCAGAAAAUUACAGCUCUGUCUGCAGAGGCGGACACUACUUAAGUAUUUUUACUUUCUUAAUAAAAGUCAAUUUUUAAGUAUUCGUAUUUUAUCAGUGUUUUUCUUUGAAAAACAUAUUCCAAAGCAUAUUAUCAUAAUUUUUACUCCACUCAUUUCAUAAUUUGAAGUAUUUGAUUUUUUUUAUAUUUAAGUACAUUAAACAUCUAGUAUUUUUUUACUUUUACUUAAGUAAAAAGUACUUUUGUACUUUUACUCAAGAAAAAUAAAAGUACACAAUUUUUAUGUACUUAGGUAUUAAAUCAAUUUUAAUAUGUAAUAUAAAAGGAAUACAAAGUAUGAUUCUAUGCUUUAGAAUGUAGUGAACAAUUGUUAGUAAAGUCAUUUUUAUCCCAAGACAAACACUCUGAUAAAGCACAGAUGCUUGGAAAAUUAAUUUACUUAAAAUAUUCAAGUAUUGUCCGCCUCUGUCUGUCUGUCUGUGAAUGUAAAGUAUAAGCUUUACUGUGGAUUUAAAGUUAUUUUGAGAAAAGUUGUAAACUACUAGCCCUCAUCAUAUAUUUCUAUCUAUUGUCAGGUCAUAUUGACUGAAUAUUAUUGGGAAAUACACAUUUAUUUUGAAUAAAACAACAUUUAUUAUCCCACUGAUUUCCACUUUAUUUUUAGAUUUAGAAAAUCAAUCAUCAACUCCUAAAUUUGUGAGAUAUAUUUGUCUGACUCAAACUUACUAAAAAAGCAAGUCUGUAAUUGAAGAAAAAAUAUUAUAUUUAUAAAAGAAAUAUUUUAAUAGGGAAAGUCUGUCAUACUUAGAAAAGACUAUCAUUAAAGUAGUCAGUAACAAGGUUUGCGUAUCUGUAUCUUUGCUGUUUAUUCUAUCUAGAUGUUUAAUAUUAAUGUCAAAUUAUUCUUGUAUGUCAUAUAUUCAUACAUAAAAACUGUUAACAAAAACAAA
Paramisgurnus dabryanus is the source of this 2063-nucleotide messenger RNA. It is a transcript of the gene asip2b, whose product is annotated as agouti signaling protein, nonagouti homolog (mouse) 2b. The record is from RefSeq and is a predicted model, not a curated record. Gene Ontology annotation, biological process: positive regulation of feeding behavior; hormone-mediated signaling pathway; neuropeptide signaling pathway. Gene Ontology annotation, molecular function: neuropeptide hormone activity; type 1 melanocortin receptor binding. Gene Ontology annotation, cellular component: extracellular region. NCBI's taxonomy places the organism in Eukaryota, Metazoa, Chordata, Actinopteri, Cypriniformes, Cobitidae.